GAAAAAAAAAAUACUGGUAACAGCUAUAUACACACUCUGCUCUUUUCUCGUAAUGCUUCUCUUAUGAAUAAUGCAGAGCCGAGUUGAGCUCACGCGCCACCGUAACGAAAAAUAACUGAACGACAUGGGAUGCGCGGCGUCGAAACUCGACAGCGAGGACACUGUCCGGCGGUGCAAAGAUCGGCGCCGCCUGAUGAAAGAAGCUGUCUACGCUCGCCAUCACCUCGCCGCCGCUCACGCCGACUACUGCCGAUCGCUCCGUCUAACAGGAUCUGCUCUUUCCUCAUUCGCCGCCGGUGAGCCUCUCUCCGUAUCCGAUCAAACUCCCUCAGUCUUCCUCCAUCCUCCUCCUCCUAAUCAACAAUCUCCAGCCAAUCUUGUCCCUCCACGUGUUACUCCCUCACCUCCUCCUCUUCUAAAGCUGGAGCAGGCUCCUCCUCCGAUCAAGUCUAAUCGACGAAGGAAGCAGCAACGGAAACCUAAGGUGCCUCAUAUACUCUCGGAGUCGAGUCCUUCGUCUUCUCCGAUGAGUGAGAGAUCAAAUUUUUACCAGAACUCGACUUACUCAGCUACUCCUUCUCACGCUUCAUCCGUGUGGAACUGGGAGAAUUUCUACCCUCCUUCUCCUCCUGAUUCCGAGUUCUUUGAUAAGAAGGCUCAAGAGAGUAAUCAGAAACUGAAGAAGCCAGAUAAUCCUUUUAGCCAUCAUACCGAUGAUACGGAGACGGAGAGGUCAGAGUAUGAUUUCUUCGAUACGAAAGCUCAAGAGAGGAAGCAGAAGAAGCCAGAUAAUCCCUUUAGCCAUCUCGACGAUGAUACGGAGACGGAGAGGUCAGAGUAUGAUUUCUUCAAUUCGAGUAAGCAGAAGAAGAAGCAGUUUGAAUCAAUGAACAGUACAGUGGAUGAAGAGGAGGAAGAAGAAGAGACGGAGAGAGAGGAAGUUCAGUGUAGUGAAUGGGACGUUCACGAUCAUUACAGCACUACUAGCUCCUCUGACAUCACGGAGGAGGAGAAGGAAGAUGACGGCAGGGAGUCAGUCUCUGAUAUCGGGACACGCUCCGUUGGAUCUACCAUGAGAACUAGUAAUUCGAUGAGUCGGCAUCACCAAGAACCUUCACCAAUGCCGCAAGAACACGGCGUUGGAAAAGGGAGGUAUGACGACAAGGUUGAUGAUGCGACGGUGUAUUCCGGUAGCUAUAGAGGAGGGGGAGAGAUGGAGAUGGUUGUUAGGCAUAGAGAUUUGAAGGAUAUUGCCGAUGCGCUCAAGGAGAAUUUCGACAAGGCUGCUGCGGCGGGUGAUCAAGUGUCUCAGAUGCUUGAGCUUGGAAGAGCUCAGCUUGAUCGGAGUUUCGGACAGUUGAAGAAAACUGUGAUUCAUUCGAGUAGCUUACUAAGCAGCUUGAGCUCGACAUGGACCUCGAAGCCGCCGUUGGCUGUUAAGUACAGGCUAGACACGACGGCUUUGGAUCAACCAAACAGUCUCAAGAGUCUAUGUUCCACUCUUGACCGUCUCUUGGCAUGGGAGAAGAAGUUGUAUGAAGAAAUCAAGGCUAGAGAAGGUGUGAAGAUUGAGCAUGAGAAGAAGUUAUCACAACUUCAAAGCCAAGAGUAUAAAGGGGAGGAUGAAGCGAAGCUAGACAAGACAAAGGCCUCUAUAACGAGGUUACAGUCACUCAUCAUUGUUACAUCUCAAGCUGUUACUACCACUUCUACAGCUAUAAUCCGUCUUCGUGAUACCGACCUUGUUCCUCAACUUGUUGAACUAUGUCAUGGCUUUAUGUACAUGUGGAAAGCUAUGCAUCAAUACCACGAGACUCAGAACAGCAUCGUAGAGCAAGUUCGAGGGCUCAUUAACAGAUCAAACAAAGGCGAGUCUACCUCUGAGCUACAUCGACAAGCUACACGUGACUUAGAAUCAGCUGUCUCUUCUUGGCACUCCAGUUUUAGUCAUGUGAUCAAAUUCCAGCGUGACUUCAUACACUCGGUUCACUCAUGGUUCAAACUAACCCUUCUUCCGGUUUGCCACGAAGACGCUGCAGCCAAUCAUCACAAAGAGCCAACUGAUGCUUAUGCCUUCUGCGAUGAGUGGAAACUCGCUCUUGACCGUGUUCCCGACACAGUAGCAUCCGAAGCAAUCAAAAGCUUUAUCAACGUGGUGCAUGUGAUAACCGCGAAACAAGCAGAUGAACACAAGAUAAAGAAAAGAACAGAGUCAGCAUCAAAAGAGCUGGAGAAGAAAGCUUCCUCGCUUAGAAACCUAGAGAGGAAAUACUACCAGUCAUACUCAAUGGUCGGUGUCGGUAUACCAGAUUCAGGACCCGACCAACACAUGUUGGACUCUAGAGACCCGCUAAGCGAUAAGAAAUCAGAGCUUGAGGCUUGCAGAAGGAGAGUAGAGGAAGAGAUGGUGAAGCAUACGAAGGCAAUAGAAGUGACAAGGGCCAUGACUCUGAAUAACUUGCAGACAGGGUUGCCUGGUGUGUUCCAAGCGUUGACAAGUUUCUCUGCUUUGUUCAUGGAGUCUCUUCAAACGGUGUGCACUCGCUCAUACUCAAUCAAAUAGGAGACAUUAUAUUAUAUUAAUGUAUACAUAGUAAUUCUUAUAAUUUUGAAGUACUUCUACUACCAAGAAUUGGUUCUUUUGUAAGAGAAGGGUAAUAAUAAUCUAUGUUGUGAUUGACCAAAAAAAAAAAAUAAUAAUAAAAAAAUAAAAUAAUCUAUGUUGUGAUUGUCUCUACUUAAUUUAAACUCCCAAGUGGGUUGGUGUGGGGGUCCCUCUCCAUCGGAUUCUUCCGAAUCUGACAACUCUUCACUUCUUGUCUGAAAGUGAAACCACAUGAUUUGGUUUUGUAACCGAAUCUUCUCUCUGGAAUCGUCUUGUGUGCCCCUUGCAAUACCCAAUAGGCAGUCUCUCUCCCAUGCCAUUAUGGUCCUCUAGUGAUCUUUACACAACACUUCGUAUUUCAAUAUUGUCAUUACAAAACAUGUUAUUGCCUGAUGUUAUCAGAGUGGUUUCUUUGUCCAUACUGAGUGACAUCAUUCCCAACAAAAACAUGUGCACACAGGUCAGGCUGAAAGGUGACAGCUAGAAGGGUGAGAAUAUGAAGGCCAGUUUAGCAGCAAUGGUAUCAAGAUCUUCCCUGAGCUGCGGAUCUUCUGGUCCUUUAAUCGACCAAUGUUCCAGUCUGACAUUUAUGUCGUUUAGUAAUAGAUCUCCA
Eruca vesicaria subsp. sativa (arugula) is the source of this 3218-nucleotide messenger RNA. NCBI's taxonomy places the organism in Eukaryota, Viridiplantae, Streptophyta, Magnoliopsida, Brassicales, Brassicaceae. The record is from the annotation of a GenBank genome assembly.